UCCGGUGGAGCCUCAGACAGCCGCCAGACAAGUCGUCUCUGUGUCAGGACCGACCCGCUGCCCGGACUUCCAACCCCAGCAGAACGACCCACUGUCCUUUCACAAAGUCGCCCGUAACCCCGGGGGUGGCAGCGAUAAGACGGAGCCGAGCGAACCAGAGGGCAGGCGGAGGUUGCUGCCAUUUUUUCUAACUUCCACCUCCCCGCCGGCUUCUCGCCAGCUAUCCCCGCUGCUAGCCCCUCUCGGCUACCCUCCGCCCCUUUGAGAGCUCCCGCACCGGUAGAGACGUCACCUGUCAUCGCUGGGGUAUUUUUUGCUGUUUUUUUGUUUUUGUUUUCUUCAAACUUUAAAGUUUCAGCAAUGUCCUUGGCGGUUGAGACUGACUUUUCACGCCCUUUGGAGGAGUUUACUGGCACUUUUACGAGCGGCAGCAGCUAACGAGCUAACAAGUUGACGUGGAGGAAGGAGGAACUUUGUUGGGUGGAUUUAGUCCUGAGGUGCACUUCUUUGCCCUGAAAACACAUCACCAAAGCGACAUAGCGGGACAAAAAAAGCAUAGACGGAGAAGCCAUGUCUGGCCAAUCAAUCACCGAUCGGAUCGCGGCGGCUCAGCACAGCAUGACCGGCUCGGCGAUCAGCAAGGCGGUGUGCAAAGCUACCACGCAUGAAGUCAGUGGACCCAAGAAGAAACACCUGGACUAUUUGAUUCACUGCACCAAUGAGAUGAAUGUGAACAUUCCCCAACUGGCCGACACGCUGUUUGAGCGCACAGCCAACUCCAGCUGGGUGGUGGUUUUUAAAGCCCUUAUCACCACGCACCACAUCAUGAUGUAUGGCAACGAGCGUUUCAUCCAGUACUUGGCCUCCAGAAAUACCCUCUUUAACCUAACCAACUUCCUGGAUAAAGGAGCCCUGCAAGGUUAUGACAUGUCAACCUUCAUCAGGAGAUACAGCCGUUACCUGAAUGAAAAGGCAAUGUCCUACAGGCUGGUGGCUGUGGAUUUCACCAAGAUGAAGAGGGGGACUGAUGGUGUGAUGCGGACUAUGAACACAGAGAAGCUGAUUAAGACGCUGCCCAUAAUUCAGAACCAGCUUGAUGCACUGCUGGAUUUCCAGGCUAACCCUAACGAACUCACAAACGGUGUGAUCAACUCCGCCUUCAUGCUGCUCUUCAAAGACUCCAUCAGGCUGUUUGCUGCUUACAACGAAGGGGUCAUCAACCUCUUGGAGAAAUACUUUGACAUGAAGAAGAACCAGUGCAAAGAUGCUCUGGACAUCUACAAGAAGUUUCUUUACCGGAUGACAAAGCUGUCAGAGUUUCUCAAAGUUGCAGAGGAAGUUGGAAUAGAUCAGGGUGACAUCCCAGAUCUUUCACAGGCCCCCAGCAGCCUGCUGGAGGCUCUGGAGCAGCACCUGGCCUCCCUGGAAGGCAAGAAGACCAAGGAACUUAAUGCAGAUACUAGAGCGUCCACUCUGUCCAGCGCAGUCUCGUCUCUCUCCUCCACCGGCCUGUCCUUUACCCGCAUGGAUGAGAAGGAGAAGCAGCUGGCCCUGGAAGAGGAGCAGGCCAGACUACAAGCUCUCAAGGACCAGCGUCUGAAGGAGAUCAGCUUGCAGACUCCGCCAUCUGCCUCCCCAAGCAGCCAAUCAAUAGGCAGCGCAAACAACAACCACCACCACGUCACACAAACACCAGAGUUGUUUGGCCCCACAUUCUCAACCAACAGUGUGCCCAACCUGAACAGCGACCUGUUUGAUCUACAGCCAGCCUUUAUCCCCACGGUGCAGAGCGCUCCUUCCAUCUCUACCGCCAACAGUGCCUGGGGAGGACUGGAGAGCCAGCCCCUGCAGCAGAGCGUGUCAGCCAUGACUGUAGAUUUCGAUGCUGUGUUCGGGAAUAAGGCCUCUCCCGUAAACGACGGAACGCAACCAGCAGCCGGUUUUAAUGCCCUGGGAACGCUGUUAAAGCCUUCGGUUCCCGCACACACAGGGCCUCCUCUCCCCCCUCAAAUGGUCUUCCAGUCUGGAGGGAAGCUGCUCGCCAACGACCUGGACUCCUCUCUAGCCAGCCUCGUGGGCAAUCUGCAGUUUGGUGGAACACCAUCCAAAAAGCCAGAGAUGCAUUGGAGCCAGCAGGGAGAGAAGAAACUGACGGGAGGCCAUAACUGGCAAAACAAGACCAUGUCCACUACCCACUGGAGCCCGGCCCCCAUGGUCGCACAGCCCAUGCCUGUGCCACACGUGAAUGGAAUGUUCUAUACAAGUUAUGCUCCUGCUUCGAUGGCUUUCCCCAUGACGACACCGCAAGUGCCUGUGUAUGGAAUGGUCCCUCCCCAAUUGGGUCAAGUGGGUGGGGUACCAGUCAUGGCUCCUCAGCCAAUAAUGUACAACCAGCCUGUUCUCAGACCCUCUAACCCCUUUUCACCCAUGCCAGGAGCCCAGAUGCAGUUCAUGUAAUACAGUCAACGAUGUGGGGAGCGGAGCAAAGUGCCAAAAGCGACAAAUUAACAAAAAGAACAAGACAAGCUGGAAUAAUUAUUUGAUCAAGUUAAGAAGCCAAAAAGACUGAAAACCAACCGAUGCUUCAAAAGAAGUUGAUGACCUAGUAAAGGCUGGAGGCGACCUGAUAGGUUGUUGUCUGAAGCAACAUGCUAAAGUGUGAGUUGUGCCAGAAAUGUACGACAAAUGUGCGUAAACCGUGCGUAUGAUGCGUGUAACAUGUGUAAAAUAUGUGUGCGUAUGUGCAUGGAGGGAUGUUUGAGGCUGAGAGGAUGCACGUGAGUAUUACGAUGCUCUCUGCUGCCACAUAGCUUUAUUUCAUACUGGUGCUAUUUUCUUCCCUCUGGGCUCUGUCUGCCUGCAACGGCCAUCCAGAGCACUUUGGAGAUGGUGUGUGUGUGUGUCUGUGUGUGCGUGUGUGUGUCUGUGUGUGGUGUUGCUUAAGACAACUGUCCUGCUGUCAAGCUACUCCCUCGUCUGCCGUCCAAUGGUCCAAUUAAUGAACAAGUUGGAGGCCAGUCUUUUCAAAUAUGCUUCUCGUCAGGACAUUUUUGUACUUAUCAUUUUUCAUUUUCUAGUGCGCGCUCAUGAUUGUUGAAAAUUUGGAGAUUGUUUUACAUUCUAAGCCAAAUUUUAGUUUUGUUUGGUUUUCUCCGUUUAAAGCGAUGUAACCACACAAAGAUGCAGGGCUAAAGUUGUGCUAGCAUGGCAAAGAGGUGAUCAUAUCAGGUCUGUUCUGAAAGGCCCCCCUCACAAAUUGUUUUGGAGCUAUUUGAAAUUCAUUUGAUGUUUUCAUCUUCCCUAACCUGUCCACUGUUAGCUCAUCCAGCAAAGAGACUUUCAUCAUAUUCGUAUAGUCCGAGCAAGUCAACCACGAUGGUUGUGGUUCCCUGUGAUUGAAUAGAUUUAUCACGAGAUCGACGCAUUUAAUAGGUAAAUAGUUUUUUUCCCUCUGUUGUGGUUCGUGUCAUUUUUAAUUUUUAGAUCACUUAAAUUGCACUGACUCUAUUUAAGUGUCUUUAAUGCCAACCUCCCUUACGCCCAAUGCUUGUCAAAUGUUGUCUUGUAAAAAAAAAAAAAAAGAAAAAAAAAAAACUUUCAUAGUAUCCAUCACAAUGAUCUGCAUUGUGUGCAAUUUGAGGGUUAUUUGUCAAGGUCACAUAAUGUCAAGAGUUUUACAUUUGCCUUGUCUUUAAGGUGUCAAAUGGGUGGGUGGGGGGUGGAGGAAAACAUAAAAUGUGACGACAUUUUGGAGUUUUACAAAAACAAAAUAGCCACUUUAGCAGGUAACAAAAUAUCCCUGCCAUUUGAACAACAAACUCUUUCUCUAUUCUCUAGUUCGGUCACGUCCAUCCUCAGCCAUGUCUUAGUCGUUCUAUCUCUAUAUGGCUUGUCCCAUUGCUUGCCGUGUGCAGAUAUGUAAAGAUUACCAAUGCUAGUAAUAGUCUCAGCUGUCACUGUUGCUAAUGGAUAGAUAUUGCUCCAGAGCGCUUCUCGUUGCAGUCUUGUGUUAACGUUCUAGACUCCUCACCGUGCGCUCCUUGUAGACUGAAAAUGCCGUAGAUGUCCUGCAUCGCCUUGUGCUGCUCCAGUUUCUUUGAAUCGUUCUCGGUGUGUCUGGUGUUGCUUCUCUUCUGUCUGUUGGCAUCACUGCCCUCUUCUGAUAGAGGUUUUCUUUUUCCAACUUGGUCAUCUGUGCCUCUUUUAACGAUGUCAGCAGCCUACACGCGCCAUGAUCGGACUCUUGAAUGUCCAGAGCAAACCAUGUUAUCCAGGUCUUAUGUCACAAAGACUAAUAACACUCAGCACUUUUCUAGAACAUGUCGCAGUUUAAAGGUGGACCUGUUUUGAAGCGAGUUUCACGCUAGCAGCUUCAUCGGGUUCAAGCUGUAUAGAAAAGACAAUCGCCCUCUUUGUCAAGGUCAAACCUUGGAGGACCUAAAAUCGAUCCCUGAGGAACACCCCGUGUGUAUAUAUAUAUAAAUAUAUAAGAAUUUAGUAAUUUCCGCCAGUGUGUGUUAACAGUAGUUAAAAGGUUAUUAUGGCCCGGGGUUUUGCUUGUUCACAACAAUUUGAAUGGAGAAAUGUGGCCACGGACUGCUACACGUUACAUAUGCUUUUCGCUUGGAAAUAAACAUUAUAAAGAGUACAUUUAGUGUUUCCAUUCCCACUUGCACACAGUGGAAUCAGCAGCAGCAGAAUGUUUUCCCCCUCAGCUGAUGUAAGAAGGUGAAACCAAACCAGAUAAAACCUCACUAACCCAACUUCAGCCAUGUUUUACUGACUUAUGUUACGUCCACUGUUUCUUAUUGCAAAGUUUCUCUGCAUGGGGCCUGGCUGAGCAUGACACGCUGAGCUCUUCUUGUGUCCUGAGUGACUCGUUGCCGUGUGGCGGUGAAGACGAGUGUGGCUCUUAGAUGUUAACAGUCGGUGAGUUUUACGUGAAUGACUUGUUGGUCCAGUUCAUGUUUGAUACUGGGACUCAGUGAUGAGAACCCGAAUGAGCCUACGUGUCAUAAUUAUUUUCUUUACUGAGCACUUGUGUGUAUCUCCUCCAAGGUCAGUGAGUGCAUGUCCUUCAUUGUUCCAAAAAAGCAUGACGUGACUGUGAUGAGGAUCUUUUUUUUUUUUCAGCACAAUCUUCCCUCAUUUUGUCUUUAUAUUAUUAUUGUUCUCACUUGCUGGUCUACUCUUGUAGAUGAACCACUGUAGUGAAGUUAUCUUUGCUGGUGUGGCGCCACCUGGUGUUCACUGCAACUGUGUGAGUUACUUAAGAAAAAGACAGAGGACAACGCUACCACCCCACUUAAACAGAGAAUAAACACCUUUGCUAACAUCAUAACCUGAAUUAUAUACAUUUACGCUUGUUUUUGUCAAUGUAGCCAAUCAUGUAAGAUAUCAGCACAGAUGUUCUAUUCCUGCUCAUGUAUGCGGGGAGGGGGAGCCCAGCAUUCACUGAUGCCAAAGGCGACACCGUUUGAUCUUUGUACAUGAUUUCUAUUUAUUUAAUGCAUAAUUAUAUGGAUUGUAUCCAGCAUGGAAAUGGCAAAGCAACAAAAAUCACAGGCUUUUAUUUGACGGCAGUAUAUUUGUUUAUUCAGAUGAUUGUUUUUCUCUCCUUUUGGAAGAAUAAAGUCAUUUUCCAUUC
Molecule: messenger RNA, 5647 nt
Organism: Nerophis lumbriciformis (worm pipefish)
Lineage: Eukaryota; Metazoa; Chordata; Actinopteri; Syngnathiformes; Syngnathidae
Product: phosphatidylinositol-binding clathrin assembly protein
Biological process (GO): synaptic vesicle budding from presynaptic endocytic zone membrane; clathrin coat assembly; clathrin-dependent endocytosis
Cellular component (GO): clathrin-coated vesicle; clathrin-coated pit; extrinsic component of presynaptic endocytic zone membrane
Molecular function (GO): SNARE binding; 1-phosphatidylinositol binding; phosphatidylinositol-4,5-bisphosphate binding
Source: RefSeq, a predicted model, not a curated record